Messenger RNA from Bombyx mori (domestic silkworm), 3253 nucleotides. RefSeq lists its product as uncharacterized. NCBI's taxonomy places the organism in Eukaryota, Metazoa, Arthropoda, Insecta, Lepidoptera, Bombycidae. The transcript is spliced from 4 exons. Gene Ontology annotation, molecular function: DNA binding. The record is from RefSeq and is a predicted model, not a curated record. The coding region runs from base 209 to 2821 and encodes 870 amino acids. Gene Ontology annotation, biological process: DNA integration; DNA recombination.
UACACUUACAGUCAAUAUCGAACAAGUCACACCGCUCGACGCGAUAUUCGCCGUCCGUCAAUAUCAUAGAAUAUCCUGCACAUGUGUAGUGCACGAUAUUCUAUGAUAUUGACGGAUUUUAAUAUUAUGCAUAAGGAUUUGACAAAUCCAUAAACAUGAUACUUUUUGUAUAAUAGGCCAUUAGGCAUUUAAAUAAAGUGUAAAGAAAAUGAGAAGCACGCGAAAAGGAAAAAAAGUACAAGCAUAUAACACGAGAAGAAAUAAAACAAACGGAGGUAAUGUAAGCAAUUAUGAAGAAAACAUUGACAAAAUCCUGCCGUGUCUAAAAGAAAGAAUCAAAAUACAAAGAAUAUUUAAGGAACAAUUUGCAAAAAAAGGUACGGCAAUAUGCGUAGCUUCAACCAGCAAUACAGUUCACGUUAGCGCCGAACAUCGACGUGAAAAUAGUACUAUAAGUAGUGCCGUUUUUGAUAAUGAUAUCAAUCACGUAGUUACCGAAAAGAGUGAUAUUAUUGAUACCACAGAUAGUCCUGAAAGUUGUGUAAACACCGAAGAAGAUCAAAGAACAUCUUUUAAUGUGCCGGAAAGUGAUGACGAUGCUGACUUUUGUGAUUCAAGCGAUAACCUUUAUGUACCAGAAACCACUGACGAAUCUGAUAAUGACUCUGAUAUUUGUGAUGUAACCUCAGCUACCAGCAACUCUAAGCAGAACCAUCAAGUUUCAUUUGAAAUUCACGAUGAAGCUACCGAAAACAAACAAACUGAAUGUCUUUCUACCGAAGAAAAGGAAGGCGAUAAAAAGAAGAGGAUACGACAAAGGGAUUAUUGUUUUUAUUGUGAAAGUUUAAUUUUAAAUUUCGCUAGACACGUUAUAAGAAACCAUUCUAAUGAACCGGAAGUUCAAAAGGUAUUAUCGAUGCCAAAAAAUACUAAGUCACGUAAACAAAUGCUUACACUCUUGCGUAAGAAAGGAAAUUACAUUACUAACACUCAAAACUCUACGUUGAAGCCAAUGAAAAAAAACAAAUAUAAUAGAAGUGACGACUACUUACCUUGUACUAAAUGCUUAGGAUUUUACUCUCGAAAACAACUAUGGAAGCACAAAAAACUAUGUGAUAGUAAUAAUCUCACAUCAAAUGUUCAAGUUGAUGCACAGAAUUUUUUGGUUCGUAACAUUAAAGUAAAUCAAAAAUUAAAAGAUGAUGUUUUUCCACGUAUGAGGCCAGAUAAAAUAUCUAUGUUUGCGAAAAAAGAUUCUUUGAUCUGUGCUUUUGGAUUGCAAUAUCUUAGGACACAUAGAGAAAAACAUUUUAUAACUGUAACCUCUAGAAAAAUGCGUGAGCUUGGUAAACUAUUAAUAGAAAUAAAAAAAAUUAAACCAAACAUUAGUAGCUUAUUAGACGCCUUGAAGCCGGAAAAUUAUGGAACACUAGUUUUGGCUACUAAAAAUGCAGCUAGUUUCAAUAAUUUAAAAGAUCGUUACGAUUCACCUACUUAUGCCAUGAAUAUUGCAACAUCGCUAAAACAAUGUUGCAAUAUAGCAUUACUUGAGUCUUACAAAGCGGAAGCUGGUAUUAAUAGAACAGAAAUUCAAAUAGAUCUUAAAACACUCACAAGUAUAAUUCAAUCUAACUGGAAAUUUGACGUCUCAAGCCAAGCUGCUGACGACUUAAAUAUAAAACGGUAUAAUAAAACAACAAUUGUCCCAUUAGCAUCUGAUUUAAAAUGUUUAAAAGACUAUCUAAAUAAAACUGCUGCACACGCAGUAGUUAAGCUAUCGGAAUCAAAUAAUUCAUUAAAUUGCAAUGCAUUCAAUGCAUUAAUAGAGUGCGUGUUCUGCCGCCUUUUAUUACUAAACCGACGGCGUCCCGGAGAACUUCAGAGAUUACAAUUGAGUUUUUACGAAAAUUAUGAUAAAAAAGAUAACGAAAACAAUAAAUAUGAAGAAUUUGAUAAAGCACUAUCAGCAACGGAAAAAAUAUUAGUAAACAGUUUAAAAAGAAUUGUUAUUCGAGGGAAAAGAGGGAGAGGGGUUCCAGUUUUAUUUAGCAAAGAUGUUCAAAAAGAUAUAGAUAUCUUAAUUUCUUUAAGACAUAAAUAUGUAAACACAGAUAAUGAUUUUUUAUUCUCUAAAGCUGGAGGAUCAGUUAUAUGUGGUUAUAGGACCAUAGAAAAAUACGCAAAAGCUUGUGGUGCAAAAAAUCCAAAAGCUUUAACUUCGACUCGACUUCGCAAACAUUUAGCGACUUUAACCCAGCUUUUUAAUAUGUCCGAAAACGACAUGGAACAAUUAGCUUCAUUCAUGGGCCAUACGAUGUCAAUUCAUAAACAAAAUUAUAGAUUACCGGAUGAUGUGUUCCAAACUGCUAAAAUUUCUAAGCUGUUACUUUUAAUGGAAACUGGAAACGCGGAUAUGUAUAAAGGUCACACUUUAGACGAAAUAAAUAUCAAUUUAGAAGAAGAAAUAAUUGGUGACGAUAUUCAAAAUGAGGAAAUUCUCGAUUACGAAAUGUUAGAACCCACUCCUCCUGUAAACAAAACUUCCUUAAAUUCAAUUGAUAGCUCUAAACAAUCAAUCCCAUUUUGUUCUAAUAAUGAAUCAGUUGAACAGAAGGUAAUAAAAAAGAAACGUGUGCUAGUUCCUUGGACACCACAACAAAAACGUGUAGUUUUAAAUUUCUUUUCGAAGCAUAUCAAGUCCAGAAAACCUCCAAAACGUGACGAAUGUGAAAACUUACGAAGUCAAUAUCCAGAACUUCUAAAUAAUAAAGAUUGGCUAAAAAUUAAAGUAUUUAUACAGAAUACAUAUACAAAACAAUAAGUAUGGAUAUAUUUCAGUACUACAACUUACUACAGAAAUUAUCGUUCACUUUUAUUACUUCAACUACUUUUAUCCUAUUUAUGCAGUUUAAGUACACUCAAUUUUUUUUUUCAAUAGGUGAAAUUUUCACAUUUCCACAUUGUCACUUUCAAAAGCUGAUAUCUGAAAAAUUUGCUACUUGUUUUUUCUGUUCAUUAUGAAGCUUACAUUAUUUCUCAGUUUAUAUAAUUAUUAGUAGAACCUGAAACUUUCAUAAUAUUCUUAUAGUUGAAAUUCAAUGUUUUUUAAUUAUAUUUCAUUGUUCAAUGUUUUUUACUUAUAUUUGUAACAUUUGUAUGCUACACUCUUGACAGAGUGGUCGUGGUGUGAUAUUAUGUCAGCUUGUACUUGUCUUUUACCUUUUCAAAAAUAAAUAAAUGCUUUAAUAUCGUA